Molecule: messenger RNA, 1896 nt
Organism: Octopus sinensis (East Asian common octopus)
Lineage: Eukaryota; Metazoa; Mollusca; Cephalopoda; Octopoda; Octopodidae
Exons: 6
Coding region: 470-1831 (453 amino acids)
Source: RefSeq, a predicted model, not a curated record
ACAUACGUGCAUGCACGCGCGUAUGUGUGAAGUAUGCAAGGUAAACGGUUAGUGUGGUUAGGGGCAUAUUUCGUCACUUGCGGUGAUGGCGGGGGUAAAACCUAACCGACUAAACGACAGGCAACACAAACAAUAACAGCGGGGACAAUAGACGGGUGAAAAUUAGGGGUGGUGGUGGCUCGAGGAAAUACCUACCCCCUAUCAAUCCUCCUUAGCUCCCAUAUCCCCAUGUUCCCAUGCCUCCGCCACCUCCAUCAGCUCCGCUGCUAUCACCAGCACCACAACCGAGUCCGCCGCCGCCGCCGCCGCCACCACUACCACCACCAGUGCGAUCCCCAUCAUCAUCACCACCGCCAUCACCCUGAUUAAUUCAUAAUUACUAAUUGGUCGUCUUGCAGUUUUAUUAGACAGAUUUGCCUAGAAAAGACACCUGAGAAGACGAAACUAAUCCACAGCAUUAGUUUAUGAAAUGGCAGCCGUGGUAGUGUUUGUGCGUGAGAUCUUCUGGAUAUUCGUGGUCACUUUACAGCUGUUUAAGGCCGAAGGGAGUCCAUUUUUGAACGUCACCCAGUGUUACGGCAUUAACACGCAUCUCCUGGAAAUAGAAUGCCAAAACCAUAACGAAGAAGUCGUCUUGAAUUCUUUGAAACUUGGAAGUAAACAGCUCCAAACGAACUGUACAGAAUCGAAAUCAGAUACAAACUUCUGUUGUCAAUGGGAUUCCGUGAAUGAUUGUUACUUUAUUUACGGUCAACCCUUAACUCCGACGGACGAGAAAUUCCGAAAAUGUCAUGGAAAAUCCCAAUGCUGGUUUAUUGUAGACUGGGCCUUAAAUAUUGAUAAAUGUCCCACUUCAAGGUUUGGCAUGACCACACAGUACAUGACUGCAGAAUAUCUGUGCGCAAAAAAAUACGACAUCAUGGAAGUAUGUUCUCCGACUGGUCCAGAAAUGAUAUCUCGCCAGGGUAAACCAAUUUAUCUAAAAUCUCCCGGAUACCCUUACCUGAAGAAAGGGGCAUGCAGGUGCAAUAUCCAGACAACAGGUCGUGUAAACCACCGGAUCGAAUUGAAAGCUAUUAAUGCAGAAAUUAAUUACCCACAAUCCUUGUUUGUUUUUGAUGAAUCCGAUACGACAAAUUACCCAAUGAAAAAUAUCACGUAUGAAAUGAAUUUAAAGGGUCUCGAUACAAUCUAUGUAGCGGACGGCACAAAACCUGGUAUUAGUUUGUGGUAUUUGCCCCAAAGAGAAUUUGCUUUCUACUUUGUAGUUAAUUCAUCGAUCGAAACAACGAUAAAGGUUUCCUGUUCACCUUUCAAGCGAGCAGAAUUGUAUUCCAAGAUCGAACGUUCACGUUACCAAUUGAUAGAAUUACAGACAUCGAAGAAUCUAUCAAACGUCGCCAUGUUAUUUAACAUAGAUUUCGUCAAAAUCCUUGUUCCGAUACUAGUGCUGCUCCUCAUUGCUGUAAUGAUUAUCAUACUCAUCGUUUAUCGAUGGAAACGAAAAAGGAAACACAACAUCAAAAAAGUUGCGCCUAAGGCACAAAGCUCAGACGAGAAUAUUUACGAUAACACCAAACAAGUGCCAGAUGACGUGGAAUCGGUGAACGAUACGACACAAUUCUGCUCCAAGACUUGUCAAACAGAUUUUGACUCACUGUCUGAGAUCGACAAAAAACCGCCCUCUUCUGCUAAUAAUGAGUUAGAAAUGAAUAAAUCAACAGGAUUAUCAACGUCAGAUAAUGGGUGUGUUAAUAAAGCUUUUGAAUCAGCGAAUGAUACAGGAAGUGGAGACGCCGCUGUUACAGUUGAACCGCGAAUGGAAAGUUGAAAUAUAUUUAUAUAUAAAGAAAAGAAAUUCGCGCCUAAUACAUUCGCGUAUACAUACACACACAA